GUAUACGUUCUCUCCUUCUUCCACCUGUCGUCUCAUUCACUCCGUUCCUCGUCGGCGCGCUCGGUACUUAAUCGGGAACGAACAGCUGUUGCUCGUACGAGGAUGACAGUAUACGAUCGACCGUCGUAGCGUGUGCAUCGCCUCGCGUCAAGAGGGCACGAACGUACGUACGCAGCACAUUGUGGAAGAGAUAGACGACGGUGGCAACGUUACGCGCGGCGUCGAGAGGGUUUUCGGGAAGGAGGAGAGAGCACGCGUGUACUACAUUCCGUCGAACGGGCACGCGACAGGCCGCCCGCGGUUUUUUCGCGGCUAACGCAAAAGCAUCGUUUACGCCGCUGCGCGUUCCACGCGCGAAGGACGCGAACGAUUGUCGAGGGAGAGAAAAGAAGAGCGGGAAGGAAGGAGCGACAGCAACGUACGACGUAGAGGACGACCCGGAGGGUGUCAUCGGCGUGCCAUAUCAUCGGAACGACAAGAGGCAACAUGAAUCUGUCGUUCGCCGGCUGCGGCUUCCUCGGCAUCUACCACGUCGGCGUGGCGGUCUGCUUCAAAAAGUACGCGCCGCACUUGCUGCUGAACAAGAUAAGCGGCGCGUCCGCGGGCGCUAUCGCCGCGUGCUGCUUGCUCUGCGAUCUGCCCCUGGGCGAAAUGACGAGCAAUGUAUUACGCGUGGCACGUGAAGCGCGACAACGUACCCUCGGACCGUUCAGUCCGUCCUUCAAUGUGCAAGAGAUCUUGCUGAGCAGCUUGCGAAAGUUUUUGCCCGACGACGCACAUAUUCGGGUCAACGGAAAAUUACACAUCUCCCUAACGAGAGUAUAUGAUGGCAAGAACGUGAUCGUCUCUCAAUUCAAUUCAAAAGAGGAUUUGCUGCAGGCUCUGCUAGCCACUUCGUUCGUACCGCUAUUUUCUGGUUUGCUACCACCACGUUUCCACGGUAUCAGAUACAUGGACGGCGGUUUUAGCGACAAUCUUCCUACGCUCGACGAAAACACUAUUACGGUUAGUCCGUUCUGCGGAGAGAGCGAUAUCUGCCCGAGGGACAUCUCGUCUCAACUUUUUCACGUCAAUGUCGCCAAUACAAGCAUAGAGCUCUCCAGACAAAAUAUAUACAGGUUCACGAAGAUACUCUUUCCGCCCAAAACGGAGAUCCUCUCGAGUAUGUGUAAGCAAGGCUUCGACGAUGCAUUGCGAUUUCUACAUCGUAAUAAUCUACUUAACUGCACGAGGUGUCUCGCGGUUCAGUCGACGUACAUAGUCCAGGAAACGAUUGACGAUAGCAUGGAAUAUGAUCCGGAAUGUUUGGAGUGUAAAAUGCACAGACAGGAAGCAUUGGUAGCUAAUAUGCCCGAGACUGUGAUGACAAUAUUUCAGGAUGCUAUAGACUCUGCCAACAAGGGGCUUGUUAAUUGGCUGUUUAAGCAUCGUAGCAUGAAGCUGCUUUCGUUGUUGAGUUUACCUUGCACGCUACCGGCAGAUGUAAUGUACGCUACAGUCACAAAUCUGAUUGGUAACAAGAUAGAAACUCGUACCUUGGAAUACAAAAUAGUCGGAAAUGUUCUGCGUACCCCGCAACAGCCACUUACUUGCAAUAAGCGUUUAACACACUCCCGAUUCAUUACGAGCGUUCCGAAACUACGACAUAACUUAGUGGAAUUAAGUAAAUUUGUCUUAGAGCAGUUGAGUAUAAUGUUCCCGAAAAUCAAUGUCUAUGCCGAGCCGAUACCUCAAACGAUCAAGUGUUAUUUCAAUAUUACGGAAUAUGAUUCGAACACAUAUAAUGUGCAAACUAUAGACGAAACAGAUGCUAUAUACAAAAAGCAAAAGAAUUUGAACUUAACUCUUCAAUACAACGAAUGCGGUCAAUGGAAAGAUUCAAGAAAAUCCAAUUGUGUAAUAAACAUGGGCGACUUUGCAUCAGUGGAUGAUACUUUCGAAAAUAUUCUCCAAGCAACUUCGGAUCAAGAGGCCGUAAUGGCGUAUUAUUACAUGGAUGAUAACAAUAAAGUGCAAGUGACAGAGAUCUUCGAUGUAACGGAAUCGGAAUCGCAUACCGUGCUUUCCAUGGAUGAAGUUGACACCAAUAAAAAACUCCAAUUCGAUGAUUGGGACGAACCUUCAUGGUUAUCUCAGCACACGUUCAAUGAUGCGGCUACAGAGUCUCUCUAUACCGAUGGAAAUCAGCAAAGCGAAAAUUUGUCGGAUGUAUCGUUCGAAGACGAGAUACUGGAUAGCGCAAAUAUAUUCUCCGAUCCGGAAAGUGAGUGGGAGGUGGAGAAGGACCCAGAACAAGUGGAGGUGUCUAAAUCUCCGGACAGUCGGCCGGAAGUAGAUCAACCAUCCACAAGCUUGCUAUGAGUUAGUAGCUUAUGUUAUCGUUACCAUAUAUAGUUUGAAAAUGUAAUUUUUUUUUUAAAUAUGUUGCAAGAAAAUAUGUUAUUUAAUUUACUAUGAAUAAUUUACAGAGUGAGACAUUUAAAUUACUACUUUUAUUUAUUCUUUUUCCGAUAUUCAAGUAUAUAAUUUUUAUACUUUGUUACGUAAAAGUUUAACACUAUAACUAUAUUUUUAUUAUGUCAUUAUUUUAAUUUUAAAAUAAUUUUUUUGGAAGUAAUGAAUCUGCAUAUGCCAUAAAUCCAUACAUACAGCACUAUAACACGUGUGCUUUUUUAUUUCAUUACAUGUAUGGCAUUCCGAGUUAAAUGUCCCACUCUAUGUAAACAUGUACUUUUCAUUCUGUUUGUUCUUGCAAGAUAUAAUUAAGACGAAGCGUUUAUACACAAGCACAAUUAUUGAACACGUGCCAAUAAUGCCAAAUGCAUUUAAGCGUCUCUAAUACGACGUGUAACAGUAUUUUGUUCGUAAUCCAAGUCUUCUAACUCAGAUUUGAAAAUUUAAUAUUUAGUAACGAGCGCUCGAGUGAAUUGAUACAUGUCACACAAAGAGACUGAUAUAUAUCGGUGAUGAAAAAGCAAAAUGGUCCCAAAAACCAAUGAUAUUUUUAAAUGUAGAAAGAAACUACAGAAUCAAUUUUUCUUCAGCAAAAUUAUCGAGACGAGUGUAAUUCGAACAAUGAACGAUUGAAAAUAAAGAGCUGACGCGUGGACUGGACUUCAGAAGAGAAAAUAAAUGACAUAUUAUUUCAUUUGAAAUUGAUAUAUGAUGCUAAAAAUUAAACGAUUAUUUUUUUUACUAUAAAAUGGUGGUGAAUUCUAUCGAUUGAAUAAAAAAAAUUAUCUUACAAAUUAUUCAUGAUUGUUUCUAAUUAUCGAUUUGUAGUUAAAAGAAUAUCUGACGACACGUUCUGCUUAUAUGAUAUAAAAAAUUACAGCGAACUUUUAGAAUAUAUUGAACGGACAAAUAUUUGACAAACUUGAGUUUGGAAAUCAUGUGUUUCCGAGCUAUAAGAUGUUUCCUCUUGGUAAAUUUUCACUUUUCAACUUUAAAUUCCAUAUGUCCAUUGUUAAUUUUAAUAUUUGUUUGGACACGUUUCUUCAGGAAAUGUAUAAGUUCGAACAUGAUUUUAGACUUACGUUUAUUAAAUAUUAUUUUUAUUUUCUUUGAUAAUUACUAUUUUUAACUUUAACAGUAAUUUUUUAUACUCAAUAUAAUCUGACGUGCAAUUAUUUUUUUUCUGCUGCUGUAAGGUCUAUAUUUAUCACACAAUUUCCUAAAGUCUACGAUUGUCUGAGAUAUAAUGUGUUAACAGUGAUGACAUUUCAAUUCAAAAAAUUUCGAUGAAUAUAAAUUAUAUAAAGUGUAAAUUAUCUUUAUUAUAAUUACUUAUCGCUCGUUAUAUAUAUAAUAUACAUAUAUUGAAUAGAUUCUGAUUCUUUUGUCUCCUACAUUUCUCUUCUAUAUACGUAGUAAAUAUCUGCAAACGUUUCUAAAAAAUUUCGAUGAAAGUAACUCAAUCUGUACGAUGGCAACUACCUCUAUUAUAAUUUUGCCAUCGUUCAAGAAGUUAUUGAAAUAUAACGAAUCUGGAGGUUGUGAAAAUAGGAUAUAUAGUUUAAGAAUAUCUUAACAUUUAAGAUUAUUUUAGAAUAAGUUUCUGUAUUGUUUGUCACACCAUCUUCCUGCUAGCGUUAAUUAUCGAUGGAUAAUUAUUAUUUCAUAAGGCAAUUUCUACAAUUUCAAGUUAGUAUAAUCUCGAAGCUACAGGUUAUUUAUAAUAAAUUCUGUUAUAAUAGAUUAUAACAGAAAUCUUUGUGAUCAUAUACGGCUGGGUCUGAGUGUUGAAGAUUAUACAGAUUUUUAUAUUGCGUUACAAAACAUAAUUUAGUUAACUACUGAUCAUGACCAGUUUAGCUUAGGAAACAUUUUAUUACUAUUGUUUUAUUAACAUGUUUUUAGUUAUAAUUGAAUUUAUGCUUACAAACUUUUUAGUACAUAGCCUACAUAUUCCACUUUAUACAAGACUGGGAAUGUAUAAUGUGUAAAAGAAAAUUUGCCUAUAAUUUGGGAUAAUUUUAUUUAGAAAAUGGGAAUACAAAAAAUAUAAAUAAUAAUUGCUGUGAAAUGUUCCUAUAUGAAAUUAUCUCAAAUGGAUAUGCAAAUUCUCUUUUUUACUCAUUGUAGGCUUCAACAAUGCAAUUUUUUAAUAUAUUUGUAUCGCGCAAUUUUGAUUAUCGAGUUAAAUAUUUUAUCUAAUUAUAAACAGCCUUCCUAUUUGUUAAUCUAUCAAUGAUCCAAUUAAAGUUAUUCUAUAAAAAAA
Molecule: messenger RNA, 4720 nt
Organism: Wasmannia auropunctata (little fire ant)
Lineage: Eukaryota; Metazoa; Arthropoda; Insecta; Hymenoptera; Formicidae
Gene: bmm
Product: patatin-like phospholipase domain-containing protein 3
Exons: 13
Coding region: 487-2361 (624 amino acids)
Biological process (GO): triglyceride catabolic process; lipid homeostasis
Cellular component (GO): lipid droplet; cytoplasm; membrane
Molecular function (GO): triacylglycerol lipase activity
Source: RefSeq, a predicted model, not a curated record